CGAUAGUAAGCUGCGUCUCUCUCCCUCUCUACAGCUUUGUUUGACGACAACUUGUGCUUUCGGUCUUCUCUCGCGAGUCGCCCACAUCUAGCAGCAAUGCCUACUCCCGAAUCGGCGGCCUUCCUGGCCAAGAAGCCCACCGUCCCGCCCACCUUCGACGGCGUCGACUACAAUGAUACGAAGCGCCUGAAGCAGGCCCAGGAUGCCAUUAUCCGCGAGCAAUGGGUCCGAGUUAUGAUGGGUCGCCUGGUGAGGGAGGAGUUGUCCAAGUGCUAUUAUAGGGAGGGCGUGAACCAUCUGGAGAAGUGCGGGCAUCUGAGAGAACGCUACCUCCAACUACUCUCCGAAAACCGUGUCCAGGGUUAUCUUUUCGAGCAGCAGAACCAUUUCGCGAACCAGCCAAAGCAAUGAGUUCUCCACCAGCAUUCUGUGAGCAGACCGGAGGGUACAAGCUAGAGCGAGCUGAUUUGGGGCUGAAAUGAUCUGGGCAGCGAGAGUUUUGGCAGGGCAGUGCGCUCGAGAACCGGAGAGCGAGUCAGUCAUGGUCGAACCGGGAAGGGGCUCCAUAACAUCGCGGGCCACCCUUUCAGACGUCCGGCUUCAGCAACCCCCAGAGGAGUGCUCGGGCCCUUUAAUGAGACUUACGAGCAGGCAUGUAAAUAUCAACAGAACUCAGCAACAACAGACACAUGGGGGACUAGAGGAAUAACAGGACUCAAUUCGGCCUCCCAUUUUUUU
Neurospora tetrasperma FGSC 2508 is the source of this 738-nucleotide messenger RNA. Its product is annotated as NADH/ubiquinone oxidoreductase. The transcript has 2 exons. NCBI's taxonomy places the organism in Eukaryota, Fungi, Ascomycota, Sordariomycetes, Sordariales, Sordariaceae. The coding region runs from base 97 to 411 and encodes 104 amino acids. The record is from RefSeq and is a predicted model, not a curated record.